CUUGAUUUGGAUCUCAAAACACACACACACACAGCUAUCUGCUUGUUUGUAGACGCUGAACCAAAUUCACUGAACAUCGCUGCAACAGCACCGGCUUCAAAACUGGGACAAUGGACAUCGCAGAGUUUCGGCGCUUGGGGAAGCUGAUGGUGGACUAUGUGGUGGACUACCUGGAAAACAUAGAAGAGCGACAGGUGUACCCGGAUGUGGAACCGGGUUAUCUUCAUCACUUAAUUCCCACUGAGGCCCCCCAGGAACCAGAGUCAUAUGAGGAGAUUAUGAAAGACGUGGAGAGGGUCAUAAUGCCUGGGAUUACACACUGGCACAGCCCAUACUUCUAUGCCUACUUUCCAACAGCCUCGUCUUAUCCUUCCAUGCUUGCUGAUAUGCUGUGUGGAGCCAUUGGUUGCAUUGGAUUCUCAUGGGCUGCUAGCCCGGCCUGUACUGAGCUGGAAACAGUGAUGCUGGACUGGCUGGGAAAGAUGCUGCAGCUUCCUGAGGAUUUUCUAGCUGGGUCUCGUGGCCAUGGAGGAGGCGUCAUACAGGGCACAGCCAGUGAAGCCACCCUGAUGUCCCUGCUUGCUGCUCGCUGUAAGACGGUUGAUCGAGUACAGGCAUCCAACCCCAGUUUUACAGAGGCUGACAUAAUCCCCAAACUGGUAGCUUAUACCUCAGAACAGGCUCAUUCGUCAGUAGAACGUGCUGGUCUGAUUGGAUGCGUGAACAUGAGGAAAGUUCCAGUUGACAACACAUACGCUGUCCGAGGAGAAAUGCUGCAGAAAUUAGUGGAUGAGGACAAGGAGGCCGGACUUAUCCCUUUUUAUUUUUGCGCAACUCUUGGCACCACUCCAUCGUGUGCUUUCGAUCACCUCAUUGAGUUGGGACCCAUAUGUAAUAAGGAAGAAAUGUGGAUGCACAUUGAUGCAGCGUAUGCUGGGAGUGCUUUUAUUUGCCCUGAAUAUCGGCCUUUGCUGAACGGUGUUAAGUUUGCAGACUCGUUCAACUUCAACCCACACAAAUGGCUUUUAGUCAACUUUGACUGCUCCACAAUGUGGGUGAAGAAAAGAGCUGACAUUAUUGGAGCCUUCAAGGUGAAUCCAGUUUACCUGAGACAUGAAAAUCAAGAGUCAGGUCUGGUCACAGACUACAGGCACUGGCAGAUUCCACUGGGAAGAAGGUUCCGUUCACUGAAGAUGUGGUUUGUUUUUCGUAUGUAUGGAAUCAAAGGCCUGCAGGAUCACAUACGCAAGCAAGUGGCUCUCGCUAAACAGUUUGAGAGUCUGGUCCGAGCUGACAACAGGUUUGAGAUCUGUGCCGAGGUCAUCCUGGGGCUGGUCUGUUUCAGGCUCAAGGGCUCCAAUGAACUGAACGAGGCACUGCUGGAUAAGAUCAACACAAGCAAAGAGAUUCAUCUGGUGCCUUGCAAACUUUCAGGCCGCUUCGUCCUACGUUUCGCCAUCUGUGCGCGCAGUACCGACUCCCAUCACAUCCAAAAAGCGUGGCGCCACAUCACACAUCUGGCUUUUGAGCUUCUGCAAGAUUCCCAGUUUAGUGACCAAAAUCCAGAGAGUUGCCUGAAAGACCACCUACAAAAAGAGACAACUGCGCAGCUGUAGGGAUAGUAAAUAUCCGAUGCCUGCUUGAGGAUCAAAUUUCAGGCAAAGAUUGUUGUUUGUUGUUUCAGAUAUGAAAUGUUAUAAAGGAAUGAAAAAAAAAAAUUCCACGAUCCACUCUGUGGAUGAAAAUUCUGCAGUCUACACUUACAUUUUGUAUCUAUAAUCUGACUAUUGUGCAGCUUUUACGCAGUGUGCAGAUUGUGAGUGCAGCUUUGGAGUUGUGUUUGUGGUGUUAGUGUUGGUCACUUUGUGAGAAUCUGCAGUGAUUGUCUUACAUUUUGUCAGUAAAUGUCGUGGACACAGACCUACACAAAUUUUGCACACACACUCACACACGUAAAAAAUUUCAUUCAUACAUUUUGAAAUUGUGAAAAAGAUUAAUGUAUUUAUUACUUUGAGUUUGAUGUGAUUACUUCUGAAAUGCUUUCUUCAGUAAUUUUUUUUUUAACUGUACUAGUGCAGUGCCUGUAGGAAGUUUGUAUUCCUAUACAAAAUUGGGAACCUAAGUAGAUUUUACAUGGAUGGUCUUAUGUGGCUGUGUUUGAAGGUGGGAUGUACAAAGAGGUGCACUUAAGCUUACAUAGUUUUAACAAAGUGUACAUUUGUUAAGACAUGGUUGACAUUGAGAUACAAGUAGACCUGCAGAUAGUUAUUUUAAGAAAAAGAUUGACAUUCAUCCAACAUGGUCAGACAUAUAUACACACAUAGAGAUAUAGGAAGGAAUAAACACAGUUAGUGUUCAUGAAAUACAAACAUAUGGAUGUAAAUACAGUAGUCAUUGAUAAUGUGAGUCUGGGGCAUUUAGGUUUGUUGUGAAUUGUGUGGAUUGAUGGAUAAACAUUGUGCUUUCAUAUAUUUUGGCUUUUAGCAAGGAUACUGUAGGGAGUUGAACCCCAUUCCACUAAUGUGAAAGUACCACUACCGGUGCCUUUUGCUUUUUGGGCCACUGGGGAAAAGCGACAACAGUAAUGCAACAACAUGGUUUUUAAAAGUGUUUUCAAGGCUUAAUCUGGUUUGAAUUCUUUUUUGAAGUGAAGUAAAAGGUAUGUAUGGUGGAUUAUUUUCAUAAGUAUGAAUUUGUUUAGGUGACCUUCAGACAGUCCGGCAACGGCAUUUGCUUUGAAAUGUAGGCUGCAUUUUACUGGACUUCAACAUGGAUGUGUAUGUGUUGGCAUGUUGUUGCAAAAUCAGCGAACUUUAAGAGUGGUGUUACUUGGAAUGGCCACCCUCUGUGCUGGCUAAAGCAUACUUCUCACAUUCGUAUACAGUUGUAUUUCUGCAAUACUUCACUUCCAUUUGGCAUGCCUGGCAAAUCGCUUUGCUUUUGUCAAGCUCAUCUUUGUCAUUGCCGUUUAUGAACCCGAAAUGGUGGCAGAUAAUAGUUUUAAACAUUUCGGGUGUUUUCCUGCUAGUGGCAAAAUAGAAUGGCAUUACCGUGUCAGGUUUGUUGUAUGUCCAUUCUGUAUAUUCUGAAGUGGCUGCAGCAAGGCAGAAGGCUUCUGAGCUUAAGAUUGAAGCUUCAAGAGGCUAAAUGAAAGUUUGUGAUGAACUUAGUCAAUGUUCAAAAGUGUUUACUGUAGCUUAAAGUCAGUAGGUGGUGGAAAAGUAGGACAGAGACGCCACGGAGGGCGCUAUCUUGGAAGUCCUAAUGUUACAAUAUUAAUCAAAAUAAAGGUUUCGAAAAUGAAUCCCCAAAAUUUUCAUAAUAAAGGCUGCACAUUAUUGUGCCAUGUGCAAUCCAUAUCCGAAAGCUGAGGCCGAUCUGACAAACAGAGAGAUAUGCGAGCCACAUACACACACACAGAGACACAUCUUGCUUUAUAGAUAGAUAGGUUUCACACUUUCAUGUAGUGCCGCCUGCUCAGUGAGACGUCAUUCUUCAAAAACGACAAUCAGUUACCGCUGAAAUUCAGAGAGGAAAAAGAAAAUUACAUUUUUGGAUCAACUAAUUCAUUGAAAACACUCCACAGCUUCAUAUUCACAGCAGUAAAGAGAACAACUACCACCAUCAAUUUUGUGCCUUUUU
Messenger RNA from Thalassophryne amazonica, 3642 nucleotides. RefSeq names its product dopa decarboxylase (gene ddc). The transcript is spliced from 15 exons. Lineage: Eukaryota; Metazoa; Chordata; Actinopteri; Batrachoidiformes; Batrachoididae. Gene Ontology annotation, molecular function: pyridoxal phosphate binding; aromatic-L-amino-acid decarboxylase activity. The record is from RefSeq and is a predicted model, not a curated record. The coding region runs from base 111 to 1616 and encodes 501 amino acids. Gene Ontology annotation, biological process: catecholamine metabolic process; amino acid metabolic process; serotonin biosynthetic process.